Xiphophorus maculatus (southern platyfish) is the source of this 1024-nucleotide messenger RNA. RefSeq names its product crystallin alpha A (gene cryaa). The coding region runs from base 180 to 710 and encodes 176 amino acids. Lineage: Eukaryota; Metazoa; Chordata; Actinopteri; Cyprinodontiformes; Poeciliidae. The transcript has 3 exons. Gene Ontology annotation, molecular function: protein folding chaperone; structural constituent of eye lens. Gene Ontology annotation, biological process: response to heat; protein refolding; lens development in camera-type eye. The record is from RefSeq and is a predicted model, not a curated record.
UGUCAGCUGUGGAGCAGGGGACGAAGCACCGUGGAAACAUUCUUCACUCACAGAUUUUUAUUGUCUGCUUUAUUCUCCUAUUCCUGCAAUUUCUGUCCUACUGGACUCUGAGUUCUGCAGGUGAACCUGCCAACCUGAGCCAAACCAAGCAAACAUAGACCAAACCGCCUCCAACCACAAUGGAUAUUGCCAUCCAGCACCCCUGGUUCAGACGUGCCCUGGGCUCCAUCUACCCCACCCGACUCUUUGACCAGUUUUUCGGAGAGGGAAUGUUUGACUAUGACCUUUUCCCCUUCGCUGCCUCCACGAUCAGCCCCUAUUACAGACACUCACUUUUCCGCAACCUUCUGGAUUCCUCCAAUUCUGGGAUCUCUGAGGUGAGGUCUGACAAGGACAAGUUUACAGUCUACCUGGACGUCAAGCACUUCUCCCCCGAUGAGCUGAGCGUGAAGGUCACUGAUGACUACCUGGAGAUCCAGGGCAAGCAUGGAGAAAGACAGGACGACCAUGGUUACAUCUCUCGCGAGUUUCAUCGCCGGUACCGCCUGCCCACUUCUGUUGACCAAUCAGCCAUCACCUGCGCCCUGUCAACUGAUGGUCUGCUGACGCUGACUGGUCCAAAGCUAUCUGGAGGAAGCGAAUCUGGUCGUGGUGAGCGUAGCAUCCCCGUCACCCGUGAUGACAAACCCAAUGCUGCUCCAUCCUCAUAGAGGAAAAUCGGUUCAGUUCCCCAAGAAUCUGCUGGUCUGGGAUGGACAACCAGAGAUUUCUUCUUCUUCUACCCUUCCCUAAGAGGAUACUCUUGUUCUUCUUCCUUCAUUUUCUCUAGUUCCUCUAUAGCUUCCUCAUCCAGAACUACAGUAUCAUUGUUUUUAAGUAUAACAUAGAUCAGCCCUUAGGGGUUGCUAAGUAAGGUGCUCGAUACCCUUCCUUCUUUUGUCCUACCCUGUAAUGUAGUGUAGACCUUGUUCAGUGAAUAUCUGCUAAUAACAUAUAAUAAAGCUGUAAUAUUAACAAAUUGCAA